Molecule: messenger RNA, 606 nt
Organism: Apaloderma vittatum (bar-tailed trogon)
Lineage: Eukaryota; Metazoa; Chordata; Aves; Trogoniformes; Trogonidae
Gene: SURF2
Product: surfeit 2
Exons: 5
Source: RefSeq, a predicted model, not a curated record
AACGGCAAGAAGUAUCAACGACUGAUAAAGACAGCCAGAGACUUUGACUACGGCCAGUUUGAGCCCCAUAUAGUGCCCAGCACAAAGAAUCUACACCAGCUGUUUUGCAAACUCACUCUCAGACAUAUCAACAAGUUUCCAGAGCACGUGCUGUGCCAUGUCCAAGGGAAGCGCUAUCAGAAGGCCCUAAAAAAGUAUGAAGAGUGCCAGAAGGAAGGGGUGGAGUACGUCCCUGCCUGCCUGGCACAGAAGAAGCAGCGCUCCGGUGACCAAGUGAAUGGAAGCAAGGAGCCUUACAAAACAGAAUUCUGGGAGCCGAUGUACAGUGAUGAGGAUGGAGAGAAGACGGACGACAGCAUGAGUGACCUGUACCCAUCUGCACUCUUCCAAAAGAAAUACGCAACAGCUGCACAGACCCCAAAGGGCAGCAAUGACUUCGCAGCAGACAGUGAGGAUGGCGAGGCCAAGCAGAACGGUGACAUGAACGGAGAGGACCGGGGAAGAAUGGCUGUCAGCAGAGCAGCUGGCAACAAAAGGAGGAAGAAAGAGUCAGGCCCUAUAAAGAAGAAAUUCAAAAGUCACCAUCAAAAACCUAAGAACUUCUAG